Molecule: messenger RNA, 1359 nt
Organism: Arabis nemorensis
Lineage: Eukaryota; Viridiplantae; Streptophyta; Magnoliopsida; Brassicales; Brassicaceae
Source: the annotation of a GenBank genome assembly
AUGGCUUCAAAAUUUCAUGCACUUAUGUAUCCAUGGUUUGCAUCUGGUCAUAUAACUCCGUUCCUGCAUCUUGCCAACAAAUUGGGUGAGAAAGGUCAUAGGGUUACUUUCUUGCUUCCAAAGAAAGCUCUGAAACAGUUUGAACAUCUCAAUCUGUAUCCACACCACAUUGUCUUUCGCACUGUGACUGUCCCUCACGUCGAUGGUCUCCCCCUUGGCGUAGAGACAGCCUCUGAUAUCCCGAUAUCAUCAACGAAUCUCUUGGCGUCCGCUAUGGAUCUCACUCGUCCUCAGGUUGAAGAUGUGGUCCGAGCCUUGGAACCGGACUUGAUCUUCUUUGACUUUGCUCAUUGGAUUCCGGAAGUAGCUCGAGAGUUUGGCGCUAAGAGUGUGGAUUACCUUCUCUUGUCUGCAGCUGCUGUAGCUACUCUGAUAGUCCCAGGUGGUUGUGAGUUUGGUGUUGCUCCACCGGGAUAUCCUUCAUCAAAGGUGCUGCUCCAUCAAAAAGAUGUCUACUCCAUGAAGCCUGUUGCGAAUUCCACCGAGGAUUUCGCUGCGUUGCAAGAGCGGUUCACCGCAAGCAUUACGAAAUGCGAUGUUAUUCUGAUAAAGGCAUGCAAAGAGCUUGAAGGGGAGUUCUGCAACUACGUGGAGAGGAAAUUCGAGAAGAAGAUUCUCUUCACGGGACCGAUGCUUCCUCAAGCAGAUACGACUAUACCAUUAGAAGCACAGUGGAGUAACUGGCUAGGCGGGUUUGAAUCAGGCUCCGUGGUUUUCUGUGCAUUUGGUAGCCAAACCAUUAUGGAGAAGGAUCAAUUCCAAGAACUCUGCUUAGGAAUGGAGCUAACCGGUUUACCAUUUCUUGUAGCGGUUAAGCCGCCAAGAGGAACAUCAACAAUUCAAGAAGCAUUGCCAGAGGGAUUCGAGGAACGGGUCAAUGGACGUGGAGUUGUUUGGGGAGGAUGGGUUCAACAACCACUGAUAUUGUCUCAUCCAUCGGUUGGAUGUUUUGUGAGCCAUUGCGGGCAAGGUUCCAUGUGGGAGUCUCUGGUGAGUGAUUGUCAAAUAGUCUUGGUGCCACAAAUAGCUGAACAAGUCAUCAACGCAAGAUUUAUGAGUGAGGAACUCGAGGUUUCGGUUGAAGUGGCAAGAGAGGAAACAGGAUGGUUUUCAAAAGAGAGCUUGCGCGAUGCUAUCGAAAGUGUGAUGAAUAGAGACAGCGAGCUCGGGAAUCGAGUGAGGAAGAAUCACACCAAGUGGAGGAAAACAAUAACUAGUCCUGGACUAAUGAACGGUUAUGUCGAUGAUUUAAUAGAAUCGUUCAAGGAUCUCAUUGUCCAUGAGACAAACCAUGACUGA